AUGAUGCAAGUUUCGAUGGCGUCGCGUUUUGGUCACUUCAACAACGAUCAUGGUGCUACCAAGGAGUGGAGCGCUGCAGAUACUUACAAUACGGAGGAGUAUCUGUAUACGCCGCUCUCAACGCAGGAUUUAUCAUCCGUCAUUGAAACGCAGCCCGAUCAAUUAUCACCCGCAGAACAGCGUGCCACUAGCGAAGUUGAGGCCUUUAAGGAUAUUCGAGAAUACCUUCGUAACUGGCAAGCGUCAAAUCCAAAUACCCUAGACCCUAUUCAAGCACCGAAUUCUCAAUUGAAAACUGGCGAUGUAUUGUUGGGCUCUAUGCUCAAUGGCCGAGAUUCCCCCGGUGGAACAGUUUGGGACACUUCCAGUCUUUCAAAGGAAGAUGAUCUGGAUACUUCUGAAGAAUUUCUCGGCGAUCAUCUUGAACCGGGUGAUAUGGUGGCCCAGUUGACAACGGAUGGAACUUUUGCGUUUGCAAUCUAUGUCCGGUCUGUUCAGAGACAAAGGCAAUUCUACACAUCUCGUGGAAACUGGCGUAUUUGUCGAAAUCGCGAAAUUGACUACGUGAUCAAGGGAUUUGCUCCGCCGGAGCUACUGGACCCCAUUACACCUUACUUUCCUACGCGAAGACCCGAAGUAAACCCGGAAAUCCAAGAUGUGGCGGAGGGCGGGCUCCCCCGACCACUUGGUGCGCCGUUGCUGGAAAUGAUGGCAAAUUUUGAAGAGCAUAUUUUGGAGUUUUACAGAAUUCAUUCAUCGAAAUUGGAUCAGGUUCAUGAGAAAGUUUCGGAUGAGUCGGAGUUUCGUCGAUGUACUAUCGAAGAAAUGGCCAUACAAGUCUUGGAGAUUGAAGAAUCGGAAUUGAAUAGCGUCAAUCUCUUUGCCAUUCAUCAAGCAAUCCGUCGCCAUCCUUUUGUUAUUGAGAAAGAUUCCUCGGAUUUGUUUAGUUCCACAUACCUGAUACAGCCGAAGCGUAUCGGCACGGUUGUAGAACAAGUCACUACCUGGGUCCAUGAACAUCAGGAAUACCUCACACGUUUCGCAAUGGGUAAGUUGCAUCAAGGAUACUUGGAUCAAAAGGCCGAAAGUACGACAGGACGCACAACCAAAAAGUUUCCUGAGCAUCCCAUGCAACAAUUUAUCGCGAAAGCACAGCGCUUGAUUCGUCUCAGUCGAAAGGUUCGAUCACCUACGAUCAUGGCCAGUGUAGGCCCAUCAUCCCAAAGCUUCCAGCCUGGACAGGAUGAUAAGGCAAUGGUGUUCCGUGAGGUUCUUACUGAAAAGUUCAACGAGAAUGAUCAGAAAAUUCUGGAAUUUCUCCAAUUGUAUGCUAUUCCGGCUGUCAUCAUGCCAUCUGGUACUUUGAAAUCUACUGCUUCGCAUAUCAUGCGGGCAACUGGCAUGUAUAACACUCUUGGUCUCAGCGAAUCUUCAUCGAAGCUCUUCUUGCAGGAGCUUGGAGUCAUUGCUCCAUGGGAGAAUUUGAGUCUUCUAGACCAAAACCUGAUGUUACCUGGACAUGGUGUAUCGCUGAUGGAAGAUAUGCGAUGGGAAGAAGUCGAGGAGUCAUGCGACAGGCUUUCUGAUACGAUGGUCGAUUCCAUGAAACAUCUCAGAAAGGACUGGGGCGAUUUACCGGUCUACUGCAUCGACGAUGCUGAUGCACAAGAGAUUGAUGACGCAGUUUCGCUCGAGCACAUUCCAGGAUCGGAUGACCAAUUCUGGGUACAUAUCCAUGUCGCUAAUCCUACGGCUUUUCUAAAUCGUGAUGAUCCUAUCGUCGAAUAUGCGGCGUCUCGUUUGGCUACUACAUAUGCCCCAGAGCGCACAUACCCCAUCUUCCCAAAACAGCUCACCCAGGGGCAUUUCAGUCUGGCACCCGGUCGACCCGUCAUAACAUUUAGUGCAAGGAUGAACAUUGAUGGAGAAAUACUGAGCACUGAAGUCAAAAAUGGGAUUGUACACAACGUCAUCAGCCUUACUCACGGCAGACUGCGAAAACACUUCGACCCCGACCUUGUAACGUUUACAAAAACUCUUACCGUCGGCGGCAAACUUGUCGACGAUUUUUCAUCAAAAGAUAAAGAGUUGCGCGAGACCCUCACAUCCCAAGAUCAGGAAACUUUCGACAUUCUGCGUAAGCUUAUGCUUGGUUUCCGUAACAAGCGCAAGGAAAAUGGAGCCAUGGAUAUGCAGCCCUUAAGUCCAAACGUCUCUCUAUCAAUCCAGGCUGGCACGGUCCCACUGAAACCUUACGAAAUGCAAGUCACCGAGGGCCGAUACUACCUCGGUGACCCCAUUAUUCAACUACGCAUGCAAGAUUUCAACCCCCACGAAGUCCGCGAUGAAUCAAAGAAUUAUCUUGUCUCGAUGCUGAUGAACUUGGCUGGUCACAUUGCCGGUCAGUUCUGCGCUACCCGCAACAUCCCCGUUAUAUACGAUGGAACCUGGUAUGAUCCAGAAUAUGGUCGCGUCACGCAAGAAAACCUGACUCAAUUUGGUGGCCAGGCCUUCUUCCAAUUAGCAAUGCCGAAGGCCCUGUCCGCAUCUGAGCCAGUCCAUCACCACAUGCUUGGUUUGGAUGCUUAUGUCAAGAGUACAAGUCCCCUGCGCCGAUUCACAGAUGUCAUUGCGCAUUAUCAGAUUGAAGCUGCAUUGCGCUUCGAAGCCGAGCACGGCCGCCUACUCGAUGCUGCUUCUGAUGUACCUGACUCUGAAGAGACUCAGGAAACCCAAGAAUCUGCAACUCAGGCUGAACAUAUCCCUACCUCCGACUCCGACUCCACCUCCCUCCUUUCUCUUUCUCCUCUCCCAUACCAAAAGUUCGACAUAGAUACCCAUAUUCUCUAUUCCCAACCUCUGCAAACGCGCCUCCGUGCCGUCUCAAGAUUCUCAACCCAACACUGGGCCUGCAUGCUUCUCUUCCGCGCCUUCUACUUCGCUGAAUGUGCGCUUCCCGCUUCGUUUCCUGUUAUCCUCCGCACACCUCAUAUCCUCCCUGCACGUGAGGGUGUUGUCUACUCGGGUGUUAUCACUAAUCUGGGAGUCAACUGCACUGUCUCAGUACCGGAUGGGUGUCCUGGUAAAGAUCGCAUGGAUAUAUUCGGUGUUGUGAAUGCCAAAAUUACUGGUGUUGAUAUGGCCACCUUGGAAGUUAAGAUGGAGGCUCUUGAGCUAGUGAAGGAGUAUGAGCGAGUUGGUGAAUGGGCUUGA
Penicillium angulare is the source of this 3213-nucleotide messenger RNA. Its product is annotated as exoribonuclease II. Lineage: Eukaryota; Fungi; Ascomycota; Eurotiomycetes; Eurotiales; Aspergillaceae. The record is from RefSeq and is a predicted model, not a curated record. The coding region runs from base 1 to 3213 and encodes 1070 amino acids. Gene Ontology annotation, biological process: mRNA catabolic process. Gene Ontology annotation, molecular function: RNA binding; 3'-5'-RNA exonuclease activity. The transcript has 2 exons. Gene Ontology annotation, cellular component: exosome (RNase complex); P-body.